This is a messenger RNA of Oncorhynchus mykiss (rainbow trout), 4823 nucleotides long. Its product is annotated as calcium-activated potassium channel subunit beta-2-like. Gene Ontology annotation, biological process: detection of calcium ion; potassium ion transport. The record is from RefSeq and is a predicted model, not a curated record. Gene Ontology annotation, cellular component: voltage-gated potassium channel complex; membrane. Gene Ontology annotation, molecular function: calcium-activated potassium channel activity; potassium channel regulator activity. Lineage: Eukaryota; Metazoa; Chordata; Actinopteri; Salmoniformes; Salmonidae.
UCAAUGCUUUCGGAAGUCCUCUGCGCCUGGAAACCUCAUCAUUAUUCCACCAGCCCGUCACCGUCGCUCAGACUAUGAAUAGUCAAUAACAAAUGAACAGGCAGGAAAUUAAGUGCCAGACGAGUGGGCUUGAAGCCCACAGGAAGGCGUGUCUGCCAUGAGUGCUGUUCGUGUGCCUCAGGUGGAUGCGUGCUGCUGCUCCCUCUUUGCCUUUGUGAACUCCAGCUCUUCAAACAUUCAAAAGAUGAUUCGCCUUGGUGACUAUCCUAGUGGAUGGCGAGUGGCUCUAAACUCUGUGGAAUACGUGGCUUUUUCUUUCUGCAGAAGAUGAAUAGGGUUGAUUAAGUCCUUCAGUGAGAAAACUCUUCUCACCUGGCUGUGGGGUAGCCUGACCAGGCUCUGAGGGGGUGGCACUUCCAGGAUAGGUGUGUGGAGACAGGGGCACAUGGGUCACUGAGUGUUUGUGUCUGUCCUUGGCAGGUGGUCUCAGCAAGCCUGUGUGACGCCCUCUGUGAGUGGUGGUGGGCACAGAGAGUCCUCAGAGAGGAUGUUCCUAUGGGCAGGAAGCAAAGGAGCUCAGGGAUCAGGAAGUGAGAGAAGGACUAUUUAUCAGAAGGUCCGGGAGUAUGACGUGCUAGACAAGAGGAAGACAGUGACAGCGCUGAAGGCUGGGGAGGACAGAGCUAUUCUCCUGGGACUCAGCAUGAUCCUCUUCUCUGUGAUGAUGUACUUUGUGCUGGGCAUUACCAUGGUGCGCUCCUACUCAGACAGUGUGUGGACGGAGGAAUCCGGCUGCACUGUGCUCAACUCCACCAUCGUGGCGGAGAUUAACUGUACCUACAGCUGCGGCUCCGAGUGCUGGAAAAGCUCCAAGUACCCGUGCCUACAGGUGUUUGUCAGUCUCAACACAUCCGGAAAGGUUGUACGACUCUCCCACAAUGAGGAGGCACAGGACACCAACCCAGAGUGCUUCUAUGUGCCCAAAUGCCAGAAGGACUUCAAUGCGAUCCACACUGUAGUCAUGAAAAUCUUGGAGCGUCUGAAAACACAGCAGCAGGUGCUGUGUUACAUGGACCCAGGUGAACAGCAGGACAGUGCUCUACUGACACGCAUCUAUGGACGAUUGGCAGUGUUCCACUCACUCUUUUGGCCAACCUGCACCCUCAUUGGUGGAACCAUCAUCAUCGCCAUGGUGAAGCUCACCCAGUACCUGUCCAUCAUGUGUGAACAGGUGGGCAGGAUCAAAAGGUGAGAGUAAGUCCAGGGGCCAGGCUACAGGGGCCAAGGGAUAUUCUACAGUAGCAGCACAAGGUCCUGGUUUUCAUACGCAGCCUAGGAACCUUAAGGAAGCUCUUUAUAUUCCAUUUGCGCUAAAGACUUGUGUAUGAGAGCUGAGCAACAGGGGAUCUGGGGGCUUAUAUGCCCCACAUGAUUCCUCUGGGCCUUCUGAGGAAAUCAAUAAGACUGAUAUGGGCUCCCGGCAGCUGUGUCAUGGCAGGUGAAAGUCAAUGACUUUGGGGCACAAUGAUUUUUCCUGGGAUCACUUUUCUGCACCUCCAUAAGUGGCACAAUCAUACAAAGUGAUGGCUUGAAAGAAGUGGCCAACACUUGACCUAAUCUGCCCUUGAACCCCUAGACAGCAUUGAUGAUCCAUUCACACUGUGACGACAAGGCAGUGAUGCCAAGAGGGUUUGACCGAGACAACUAUGUUGAAGCAUUGUCCAGAAUACUGAUCUAAACUUGGCUCCUUGUGUUACUGGUAUUGGGUGGAGGGUUACACAACUACAGGCGGCUGGGGGUGACACCCCUAAACGAGGUGUUGACUAUCUAUGCUGUAACCCUGGGUCUGUAGAGACUCCAUUCCAAGCUAAUAGUUUGGGAUAAACACUUCCUUGCAAUAUGGUGUAGCAGUAAUUACAUAUCACAAUACGUCUUAGUCACUAGGAUGAUUAGAUUGAAGUACAAUGCAACUUCCCAGGGCAACUGUUCAAUACAAAAUGCCUUAAUUUCUGGCCCUAAGACUGUGAUAGAUUGCUCAGCAUUUCAGACAGGAAUUCUACAGGACCUUCUCUGAAAUGGAUAGAUAUACUGAGGCAAACUGCAUUUUCAGUGCCUGGGCGUGGCUGCAUAAAACACCUUAAGUUAAUUUCCCCCUCAUCUUUUUCUUUAAAGUUGCCUUAACUUUAAACUAUAAAGCAAUAAAAACAAGUUGAGAAAAAAGUAUCUACAAGAAAUGCGGUUUAUUGUCUUCUGAAGCCAUUUGGUUGUCCUGUCUUGAUUGUAGAGGUUAUAUUUUGCUUUCUCACAAAAUCAAAGCAUCUCUUUGACCAGCAUUUAUUCUCUGAAACAGGCUGUCUCCAUGGUAACAAGAUACUCUUUCUGCCAUACAUGCCUUCAAACUACCAUAGAACCCCUUUAAGUAUUUCUUUAACUAAUAAAAUAUUUGAGGGGCACUGCCAGGCGGCAGGGUAGCCUAGUGAUUAGAGUGUUGGACUAGUAACCGAAAGGUUGCAAGUUUGAAUUCCCGAGCUGACAAGGUGCAAAUCUGUCAUUCUGCCCCUGAACAGGCAGUUAACCCACUGUUCCUAGGCCGUCAUUGAAAAUAAGAAUUAGUUCUUAACUGACUUGCCUAGUUAAACGCCCUUACAAUUCCCUUAGGUAAGGAAAAAUUAUUCCUUUAAGGAAACUCUUAAGAUGUUUUAUAUAAAACACCUUAAGUAAAUUCCUUACCUUUAAGUCAGUUGCCCUGGUUGCAAAAGGAAAACAUCAACCAGCAAGCUUGGUGUACAGCUAGCUACAUAGCUAAACAAUGGAAGGUGCACAAUCCAUGGCUAUAAAGCUACCUGGCUACCUACUAAGUGCAUUAACUUGAGGUACUAGAAAGUAAUAAGUAACAAGUUGAGAAAAAAGUAACAGCAAGAAAUGUGUUUUAUCUUCUGAAUCAAUUGGUUUCUCCUCUGUUGAAUGUAGAAGGUCUAUUUUGCGAUCUCCCCCCAAAAAUGUGAUUUAUUUGACAAGAGAUCACAUUCAGACAGUGAAUCAGGUCAUCUCCAUGGUAACCAGAGACUAUUACUGCUGAACAUGCCUUCAAACUACAGUAAACCCCCUUCAGUAUGCCUUUACCUAAGGGAAAUGUUUGAGGUGCUCUAUGCAGCGCCCUUAUAGAAUUCCCUUAGAUAAGUGGAAAUUAUUACUUAAUAAGGGAAAGCCUUAAGGGAAACACAUAAGAUGUUUUAUGCAACCAAGCGCACACAUUUAUUUGAGAAGAAGCACAAAUCGAUGAUGGAAAUAAGUCAUGGCACGUUUUACCACAAAUAUUUACAGAAUGAUGAUUGCACACAUUCAGACCAAACUGGGUAAAUAUUGACAAUAUUUCAUUAUUGGUUCCAUGAUCACUAUUAUUACUGUUUGUCAAUAUUAUUUUGCUGUCACUGUCAUCUUAUGUGGUCAUCAGCAGUUUAUCCCUGACUAUAAUUGUUACAUUAUUGACUGUUGCUUACUUAUCAAUCGAUACAAACCAAUUGUAAAUGCAAUUUUGUCUUGCAUUCAUACAUUUAAAGACAAACUCCGCAAUUACAGAACAUCCCUGGUUUGUAUUUAGUGAUCAUUGGGUUGGUCAAAGUAGUUAAAAGGCUCAAGAAAUCCACAAAAAAACUGAGCCUUAGUAUAAGAGUAGUCUGUUAACUGUGAAACCAAGUCAAAUGUAUUGGUAUGCUGCUUUACUUUAUGAUUGAUAGAGCGUGUGGGUGAACAACUCAUGUCUGUCCUCCAUUAAUCCUACAGUCUACUGUACAGCACAGUCCUUGGGAUUCGAAGAGUUUCAUUCCAAAAUGCUGUAUAUCCAUUUCCAUUAGCUUUUGUUGUUUAAAGAAAUUGUAAAAGAGAUUGGGGUGUUUUUUUUACUAUCUAAUCAUAGUUUGGGGUUGUCCAAUGACAGAGGUGUAGUUGUUUAAAAUGUAUCACUUAGAUGGUUUCAUUUCAGAGACAAAUAAUCAUGUUUUCUUUGCAAAAUGCUACAUAUCCGCCUUACUUGGAGAAAUAAGUAGUACUGCUAGGAUUUACACAGUGAAAUGUAACAAAUAAUUACAUUUUUAAUGAAGAACUGUACACAUUUGUGACAUCAAUAUAUAAACAAAAUACUAAAUAAUUAUAUACAGUAGUAUGAGAUCUGUAUGUCAAACUAUUUGUGAUUUAGCAGAUGCUCUUAUCCAGCGUGACUUAUAGUAAGUGCAUUCAUCUUAAGAUAGCUAGGUUAGACAACCACAUAGUGUAUCACAGUCAGAUAUACAAGAUACGAGCAUUCCAUUCCAGCUAAACAAUGGAUAUAGAGCGUUUUGCAAAAAACACAAUUUCAUACACAUCUAAAAUCUAUUAAUAAAAAUCUGAUAACAAUAACAUUUUACAAACACAUGAAGGUACCCUUAAGCAAUCAUUUAUGAUUAAAAAAAACACAAAUGCACAAGCAGUAGGACAUUUGAGGUGCCGGUACUCAGCUCUGAUAAGCUCCUGUCAAGCACUGUACUGUAGCAUUUUGGAAAUAAACUCUUAAUUUACUCUCUCCUCAGCUCAACAGUAUUUCCAGACAGACCAGUUGAUUUUACCAUCGCGGACAGAUGGAUUUGCUGGGAAUGGUACCUGAAUAGUGUCUUCAAAGGGCACCUUAUUUAAAGUAUACUGACUGGCUGUGAUGAAUCUGUAGUUGGAGAGUAAUCAGUCACUGGGCCUGUACGUGCCUUCCACGGGUGGCUGGACCCAGCUCUGGCGACAGCAAUCCCUCACAAAUAGGUCCUCGGAAAUCUUCCUUUCAUUGAACAAUUUCCAGU